AUGGUAUUUUUCUGGAGAUGCAUCUUGGGAGUCCAAAAGUUGCUGCUCUUAUUACUUCUCCCUACAGCCUGGGAGGUGGGAAGCGGCCAGAUCCAUUAUUCCGUGCUGGAGGAAGCAAAACACGGUACGUUUGUGGGGAGAAUCGCCCAGGAUCUGGGUCUGGAGGUAGGAGAGCUGGUAUCUAAACUGUUUCGGGUGGUGUCUAAGGGCCAUAGGGAUUUCCUGGAGGUAAAUGUGCGGAAUGGCAUUUUGUUUGUGAAUUCUCGGAUAGACCGUGAGGAGCUGUGUGGCCGCAGCCCUGUUUGUAGCAUCCACCUGGAGGUGAUCGUGGACAAGCCACUGCAGGUUUUCCAUGUAGAGGUGGAAAUUAAGGAUAUCAAUGAUAAUCCGCCUUCGUUCCCAGGAAAGGAACAAAAGCUGUUUAUUCCAGAAUCCAGGUUACCAGACUCUAGGUUUCCGCUAGAGGGUGCGUCUGACCCAGAUAUUGGCUCCAAUGCCUUACUUACUUACAGGCUCAGCGCCAAUGAUUACUUUAUUUUAGAAGUAAAAUCAAAAAACGACCAAAGUAAAUUGGUUGAGCUAGCGUUGAAAAAUCCACUAGAUAGAGAGGAAAUUCCUGAGUAUCAUUUAAUACUGACGGCCUCAGACGGAGGCAAACCUGAGCUCACAGGCACAGUACAGCUGCUUAUCACAGUCUUGGAUGUGAAUGAUAACGCCCCCACUUUUGAGCGAUCAGAAUACGAAGUGAAGAUACUAGAAAAUGCUGCCAGUGGGACCUUAGUGAUCCAACUGAAUGCCUCCGAUGUGGAUGAAGGAAUCAAUAGGGAGAUAGUAUACUCUUUUAAUAGUUUGGCUCCGCCUGUGAUUAAAGAUAAGUUUCGUAUAAAUCCAGACACAGGAGAAAUUUCGAUUCAAGGAUAUCUGGAUUUUGAAGAAGUGAAUUCCUAUGAAAUUAGAGUUGAUGCUACAGAUAAAGGGACUCCCUCAUUGGUGGGUCAUUGUACGGUCCUGGUGGAAGUCCUGGAUGCCAAUGAUAACAUUCCCAAUGUCUCAGUGACGUCGUUGUCUCUGCCUGUAAUGGAAGAUGCCCCUUCAGGUACAGUCAUUGCCUUAAUCAGCGUGUCUGACCGAGACUCUGGUGCCAAUGGGCUGGUUACUUGUUCCCUCUCACCCCCGGGACCCUUCAUGUUGGUGUCCACCUUCAGAAAUUACUAUUCUAUAAUAUUAGAGAGUUCUGUGGACCGUGAGAACGUGGCAGUCUAUGAACUUGUGGUGACAGCGAGGGAUGGCGGGACUCCAGCACUCUGGGCCACGGCCAGCGUGUCUGUGGCCAUUGGAGAUGUGAAUGAUAACGCGCCUGCCUUCGAGCAGCCUGUAUACACGGUGUUUGUGAAGGAGAACAACCCACCAGGCAGUCACAUCUUCACUGUGUCCGCAUCUGACCCGGAUGCACAAGAGAAUGCAUUGGUGUCCUACUCGCUAGUGGAGCGGCGUGUGGGGGAGCGUCCGCUGUCAAGCUACAUGUCUGUGCACUCAGAGAGCGGGAAAGUGUACGCCUUGCAGCCUCUGGAUCAUGAGGAACUGGAACUACUGCAGUUCCAGGUGAACGCUCGGGACGCAGGUUUCCCUCCCUUAGAUAGCAAUGUAAGCUUGCAAGUGUUCGUUCUCGAUGAAAACGACAACUCUCCGGUGGUCCUGCCCCCGCACUCAGUGUCUGGGGCAGGUGGUGCCCCAGUAACUGAGUUGGUAUCCCAGUCGGUGUCAGCGGGCCACGUCGUGGCCAAGAUCCGGGCAGUUGACGCGGAUUCAGGGUACAACGCGUGGCUGGCUUAUGAGUUACAGCCUGAGUUGGGUGUUGGGCGCAGCCCUUUCCGCGUGGGUCUAUACACUGGUGAGAUCAGCCUAACUAGAGCUCUGGAGGAGACGGAUGAGCCUAGGCAGACGCUGCUGGUGCUGGUGAAAGAUCAUGGAGAGCCAGUCCUGUCUACCACAGCCACUGUGUAUGUGUCAGUGGUGGAGAGUAUACAGACUUCAAAGACUUUUUCGGGUGUUUCCGGGAUCUCGGCAAAGUCUGGCACGGGAAAAGAGACUGCGCUGGUGGAUGUGAACAUCUAUUUGAUCAUCGCCAUUUGCUCAGUGUCCAGCCUGUUGGUGCUGAGUCUGCUGCUGUAUGUGGCCCUUCGAUGCUCCGCACCUCCACAGGAGUCAUACGGGCCUGGGAAGCCUACUUUGGUCUGCUCAAAUGAGAUGGGGAGCUGGUCUUAUUCUCAGCAGCGAAGGCAAGUUUGCUCUGGAGAAGGAGCGGGCAAGAACGACCUAAUGGCCUUCAGUCCUAACCUCCCUCCGUGUCCUGUUUCUGGGGAAAGAGUCUCAAAGCAGGAGGCUGUCUUGGAUAGCUCAGGGAAG
This is a messenger RNA of Gracilinanus agilis (Agile Gracile Mouse Opossum), 2406 nucleotides long. Its product is annotated as protocadherin alpha-8-like. The annotation marks the transcript as partial. The transcript has a single exon. Gene Ontology annotation, biological process: homophilic cell-cell adhesion. The record is from RefSeq and is a predicted model, not a curated record. Gene Ontology annotation, molecular function: calcium ion binding. Gene Ontology annotation, cellular component: plasma membrane. NCBI's taxonomy places the organism in Eukaryota, Metazoa, Chordata, Mammalia, Didelphimorphia, Didelphidae.